AUGCCUGCGUCUCAGUAUAGCGCGUCGUCUCAGUAUGCCGUGCGUCUGCAGUACUACCCGCGUCUCAGUAUACGCCUGCGCUUUGCCUGCGUCUCAGUAUACCGCGCGUUCUCUAUACGCUGCGCGGGUCUCAGUUUGCCUGCGUCUCAGUAUACCGCGCGUCUCUGUGAUAGCCGUGCGUCUCAGUUUGCUGCGUCUCAGUAUAUCCUGCGUCCUCAGUUUGCCUGCGUCUCAUAUACCUGCGUCUCAGUUUGCCUGCGUCUCAGUAUGCCUGCGUCCAGUAUGCCUGCGUCUCAGGUAGCCUGCGUCUCAGUUGCCUGCGUCUCAGUUUGCUGCGUCUCAGUAGUGCUGCGUCUCCGUCUGGCUGCGUCUCAGUAUGCCUGCGUCUCAGUAUACCUGCGUCUCAGUAUGCCUGCGUCUCAGAUACGCCUGCGUCUCAGUUUGCUGCGUAGUUGCUGCGUCUCAGUAUGCCUGCGUCUCAGUAUGCUGCGUCUCAGUUGCCUGCGUCUCUCUAGUACCUGCGUCUCAGUAUGCCUGCGUCUCAGUGUACUGCGUCUCAGUUAUAUGCGGCUGCGUCUCCAGUAUGCCUGCGUCUCAGUUGCCCCGCGUAGCCUCAGUUCCUGCGUCUCAGUAUACCCGCGUCUCAGUAUGCUGCGUCUCAGUAAUACCUGCGUCUCAGGUUAUGCCUGCGUUCUCAGUAUACUGCGCUCGAGUUCUCGUCUCAUCAGUUUGCCUGCGUCUCAGUAUACCGCGCGUCUGAAGUAG
Salvelinus sp. IW2-2015 is the source of this 765-nucleotide messenger RNA. The record is from RefSeq and is a predicted model, not a curated record. NCBI's taxonomy places the organism in Eukaryota, Metazoa, Chordata, Actinopteri, Salmoniformes, Salmonidae.